Messenger RNA from Cadophora gregata, 384 nucleotides. RefSeq lists its product as uncharacterized. Lineage: Eukaryota; Fungi; Ascomycota; Leotiomycetes; Helotiales; Ploettnerulaceae. The record is from RefSeq and is a predicted model, not a curated record. The coding region runs from base 1 to 384 and encodes 127 amino acids. The transcript has a single exon.
AUGACUGCCAGUGGCUUGAUUCCAACUGUACAUUUCCGAUUCGGAACUGGAAGAAACAAAGAAGCAAAUCUUUGGAGUUUCUCCUUUUCUGGAAACAAAUCUUUCGUGUUUGGCUAUUGCUUCAUUUUCUGUUUGGGCUUGAACUGUUCUACCAUUUCGUCACCCUUCCAUCAACACGCAGAUCCUGUCCUGCCAUGCUUGUACCAGCAUCAAUCACCAAAGAAGACACAACCAACCCGUAUAUCAUCAGGUGUUGCUACUGUCCAGUUCAUGAUGCCGUCUUGCCAGCUCUCAAGGAGGUUGGAAAACUACUGUUGUUUCAGCCCGUCAGGCGUCUUCAGUCUCGGAAGAGGCAAAAAAACAAAAACCAGAAAGUCUUUCUGA